Striga hermonthica is the source of this 1149-nucleotide messenger RNA. NCBI's taxonomy places the organism in Eukaryota, Viridiplantae, Streptophyta, Magnoliopsida, Lamiales, Orobanchaceae. The record is from the annotation of a GenBank genome assembly.
AUGGCUGACCAAGAGAUCGGCGUGAGGGUGACGCGUUUGGCGGCGAGGAAAAGAGCUGCACAAGAGGCGAUUCAGUUGCAGCAGCACAUUAACAAGAAGAAGAGAGUUGUUUUGGGCGAUAUUCAAAAUGUCAUGUCUUCGAAUGGCCUCGUUUACGAUAAAAUUCAGGGUCUUGGUGUUGGGGACGACGAGAAGAGGAAAAGUAAGCCGAAGAGGAAAUCGAGCAAACGAAAAACGAUUGAGGAGAAAACAGACAGAGAGAAAGAGGAAACUGAUUCUGCCAUUAACGAGUGCCUAGAAAAAUGUGAGGAUCCACAGCUGUGCGAAGCUUAUGCUUCUGAUAUUUAUGAGUAUCUUCAUAAAAUGGAGAUGGAAGCUAGGAGAAGGCCAUUGUCCAAUUACCUGGAGAAAAUUCAAAGAGACAUGACUGCUAACAUGAGAGGGAUUUUAGUAGAUUGGUUAGUCGAGGUCUCGGAGGAGUACAAGCUUCAAUCUGAUACCUUGUACUCGACAGUUUCCUAUAUUGAUAGAUUUUUAUCCACGAAUGCUAUUAAUAGGCAAAGGCUUCAGCUUCUUGGAGUUUCUUCGAUGCUCAUUGCCUCGAAAUAUGAAGAGAUUAGUCCUCCGCAUGUGGACGACUUCUGUUACAUCACCGACAACACAUAUAGUAAGCAAGACAUUGUGAAGAUGGAGGCUGAUGUGCUCAAAUCCCUUAGGUUUGAGAUGGGCAGUCCCACAGUUAAGUCCUUUCUCAGGAGGUUUAUCAGAAUUUCCCAAGAAGACUAUAGGGGUUCCAGCUUGAAGUUGGAAUUCUUGGGUUCCUACUUGGGAGAGUUAAGUUUGCUGGAUUACGGGUGUGUCAAAUUCGUGCCUUCCUUGGUGGCUGCAUCUGUUAUGUUCCUCGCAAGAUUUAUGCUCCAGCCUAUGGUACAUCCUUGGAAUAUGGCUCUUGAACGUCAUUCAGGAUACAAAGCCUCAGAUUUAAAAGAAUGUGUGGCAAUACUUCAUGACUUGCAGUUGAGUAAAAGAGGAGGUGCAUUAGUUGCUGUGAGGGAGAAAUACAAGCAACACAAGUUUAAAUGUGUGUCGAUGCUUUCUUCGCCUUUGGAAGUGCCGGAGCCAUUCUUUGAAGACAUCAAGGGCAACUAA